Molecule: messenger RNA, 4373 nt
Organism: Arvicanthis niloticus (Nile rat)
Lineage: Eukaryota; Metazoa; Chordata; Mammalia; Rodentia; Muridae
Product: anoctamin-6-like
Biological process (GO): chloride transmembrane transport; calcium activated phosphatidylcholine scrambling; calcium activated phosphatidylserine scrambling
Cellular component (GO): plasma membrane
Molecular function (GO): chloride channel activity
Source: RefSeq, a predicted model, not a curated record
UUACAUUGUUUCUGGAGUUUUGGAAGCGGCGCCAGGCGGAGCUUGAGUAUGAAUGGGACACUGUUGAGCUGCAGCAAGAGGAACAGGCCCGGCCAGAGUACGAGGCCCAGUGCAAUCACGUGGUAAUAAAUGAGAUCACUCAGGAGGAAGAACGUAUCCCAUUCACUACCUGUGGGAAGUGUAUCCGGAUCACCCUGUGUGCUAGUGCUGUCUUCUUCUGGAUCCUGCUCAUCAUCGCCUCUGUGAUCGGGAUCAUCGUCUACAGGCUGUCCGUGUUUAUCGUGUUUUCUGCAACGCUUCCCAAGAACCCCAACGGGACAGACCCGAUCCAGAAGUACCUGACCCCACAGAUGGCCACAUCCAUCACAGCCUCCAUCAUCAGCUUCAUCAUCAUCAUGAUCCUCAACACAAUCUACGAGAAGGUGGCCAUCAUGAUCACCAACUUCGAACUCCCAAGGACCCAGACUGAUUAUGAGAACAGCCUGACCAUGAAGAUGUUCCUGUUCCAGUUUGUCAACUACUACUCCUCCUGCUUCUACAUUGCAUUCUUCAAGGGCAAAUUCGUAGGCUAUCCUGGGGACCCAGUGUACUGGCUGGGCAAAUACAGAAACGAAGAGUGUGACCCGGGGGGCUGCCUCCUUGAACUGACUACACAGCUGACCAUCAUCAUGGGGGGAAAGGCUAUCUGGAACAACAUACAAGAAGUACUGCUCCCAUGGGUUAUGAAUCUAAUUGGACGAUAUAAAAGAGUCUCAGGAUCAGAAACGAUCACUCCACGAUGGGAACAGGAUUACCAUCUGCAGCCCAUGGGCAAGCUGGGAUUGUUCUAUGAGUACCUUGAAAUGAUUAUUCAAUUUGGGUUCGUCACCUUAUUUGUGGCCUCUUUUCCACUGGCUCCCCUGCUGGCUCUGGUGAACAAUAUUUUGGAAAUAAGAGUGGACGCAUGGAAGCUCACAACUCAGUUUAGACGCAUGGUGCCAGAAAAAGCCCAGGAUAUCGGCGCAUGGCAGCCCAUCAUGCAAGGAAUAGCCAUCCUGGCCGUGGUGACCAACGCCAUGAUCAUUGCCUUCACAUCAGACAUGAUCCCCCGCCUGGUGUAUUAUUGGUCCUUCUCCAUCCCUCCCUAUGGGGACCACACUUACUACACCAUGGAUGGCUACAUCAACAACACUCUCUCCGUCUUCAACAUCACUGACUUCAAGAAUACAGACAAAGAAAACCCAUACAUUGGGCUUGGUAACUAUACCUUGUGCAGGUACCGUGACUUCCGAAACCCACCUGGACACCCACAAGAGUAUAAACACAACAUCUACUAUUGGCACGUGAUUGCCGCCAAGCUGGCCUUUAUUAUUGUCAUGGAGCAUGUCAUCUACUCUGUGAAGUUCUUCAUUUCCUAUGCAAUUCCGGAUGUGUCGAAAACCACGAAAAGCAAGAUCAAGAGGGAGAAGUACCUCACGCAGAAGCUGCUUCAUGAGAGUCACCUCAAAGACCUGACCAGAAACAUGGGGCUCAUAGCCGAGAGGAUAGGAGGGGUAGCUGACAACAGUGUGCGGCCAAAACUCGAGUGAGCGAGAGCUGUGUGUCCUGAGAAGCACUUUAAAAGUCAUUAGCUGCCAGACGUAUUGUGAAUCACUAGAGAGGAUGGCAUUCAACUUCCUAGGCAGACAGAGUCUUCACCGUGCCCAUGUCUGCCUGUACCGUUUUUCCAGUUUCAGCUAGCAGUGCGGGAACUGGAGAGUGGAAAACUUUGAUCAGGAAGGGCAUAAAACCACCUACCUGGAGGACCUGAAUAUGUUCCCUCUUUUGAUAAAUUGGAAUUUUAGUAACAGAAAAAAAAAAGCCUCGAGGUGUGCCCAAGUCCUCCCCGGGGCUCUGCUUUUCUGACCUCAAGUGCAUUGCUCCUUUUCUGUGCUUAAUUUUACAUUUUGCCAAAUCUAUCCCAGACCUAUUUCGUCCGGACAGCACCAUCACCAAAGACCAGGCGGACCUCAGCCUUACUCACAUUUGUGUUAUCAACAAUAGCCAGCUCAGGAUUGAGUCUGGAUGCUGUGCUAGGUGCCAGGUAGACUCAAGACUUCACAGUAUUUCAGUGUCUUACUAUACCCCAUGGAAGGAGACUCCGCUGCGUAUGAAACAGCUUCUGUAUCAUUUCAGCCUAUAUUUCCACCUCCAAGAAAUAUGUGUCUUAGAUUGGCUUGAAGAUGGAGGUUAUCAAGUGAAGGCCGUCCCUGUUACUCCACGGUGACACCUGCUUUCUAGCAGUACUCCCAGCAUGCUCUGGGCCUGACCAGUGUUGGCUGACUUUCAGAUCUUCAGGGAGUAAGAUGAAAAGGUAGUAGCUCUUAUUGAUCUGAACGGUUAAUUUACCUCUUCUUGAUAUGUAAGUUUUUUGGUUAGAUGAUAAUCAAAUGCUUAUAAUUGUAUCGUCAUCAACAGAGUGGGCUAGGCAGCCCCUCAACUUCAUGCAAACUGACUUAGCAGAUGCAGAAACAAGGCACCACCAAUCACCAAGCGCCUUCUGCCUGCCUCACUGAGAAGGCUGGUGGCCUGACGACACUGGGCAUAGUCAGAGCAACAGCCAGCAACCCAAUCACUAGCCAUAUCCUGUGAUCCUUCUGUGGCCCGUGUCACUCACUGGGAAUGCUACUGACUUCUCUGCUUACCACAGUGACCAGCUUCCUUGCCGGCUCCAUCCAUUUCCCAGACCUGCUAACUCCUUUGUAAUCACAGCUGUGCUGGACACACGUCUAUCCGGAUUGUUCCCUUUGAGGAAGGAAACCCAGGAUUUAAUUUGAGCCCCCAAGCCUCCUCUCAGGCCAUGAGGGAGUUACGGGAAAGGCUGGUCUAUCUGCCGGUGGCUUGCUGCUAAGCCUCAGCUUCCUAGUGCCUUGCCCUCCCUGUUGCUUGGCUGAGCGGUUUCUCUGCAGCCUAUACAUGCUCAGCUUUUCCUCCUCCUGGAGGAGACAUGGCUAUACCUCGCACCUUUGACUGGUAACGGAGCACCCUUGUCAGUGCUGGGUGAAGAAGGGAAGACCUGCCUCACACUUUGGGAUCAGGCCUCUGCUGACUGGAUCAGUGUGAAAUGCCUGGGUGCCUGGGAGCCAAGCCAAGGAAAGCAAACGGUUUUAAGAGCCUGCCUUCUCAACGCUGAGCUGAAGCAGCUUUCACUCCAGGCUGUGGUUUAAAUGCCCACCGGGAAUGAUUUACUAGAGAAUCAACAUGAUUAAUCAGAGCAGUGUUCUGGGCUUUUGAGUAGCCCAGUGGGUCAGUGGGAACAUUUCCUCUCCCUUGUACUGGGAGUCCAGGGCCUGCCACACAGUGACUACCUGUCCUGAGAUAGAAAUGACUGCCUUUCCCCCUGACGGAUGUUCUCACUCCACAACUAAAACCAGGUGCCACUCCCUGUCCCCACCCGGACUGCCCUGGAGGUCCUCACUUCCUCUGUUACCUCUUCUCCAGAACCUGUGCUCAUUUCUUAAGGACAAGAAAGUACUCACACUUCACAUCAUAGGAAAGGAAAUCUUUCCUCGCAUAACUCUCCCCUUCCUUUCUUUGUAUACACAAAGAAAACGUCAAAUAAAAAGUGCAUUUAUUCAUCUAUAUCCCUCAGCCAAGAACUCCCUUCACCAUGUAGAAAGUACCACUGUGGACAGAAGAAGAAGAAAAAAACACCUGCUUUCCUGAAAGGAGCACUCAUGGCAUCUGAUGCUACCAGAAAGCUGAAUGACAAAGUUGAUGUGAGCUGUAGGGUCCCAAUGGCAUCAGUAUCAUUCCUACGAAGCCUGUGCCAAGUUGAUGAUGGAAAGAAACAGGGGACACCUGCAGUAGCAGUGAGGUAGCCCCCCAGCCCUAGGAAAACCAAGGGCAUGGCUGUGGCCAGUGAGGGAAGGCUAUCCACCUGUCUGGCAUGAACCACUAGAGAAAUUCUCUCCUUUUGUAAUGCCUUUGCAUUUGAAUGGAUUAAAGCGAUAGACUCAAUACUCAGGGGAUUUUUCUUUAAAUGUUCCUCGGAUGUUUUAGGUAUUCCAUUAGAAGUAGAAGGCCACACUUUGUCUUGAAAUUAAACGAGGCCAUCUGGUAAUGAGUCUGUCAAGGUUUCCCCUUUGCAGGGCACAUGGGUCUUGAGUUGCAUAGGACAUUCAUUUGGGAUGGGGGGAAGAACGGGGUGUGUUGGUUUCACGGUUCUGUGUGCUCCUUGUGUUCGUUCCUAUUAUGUUUGAAAAGAGGAGACAGUGCCCAGAUCAGCUAAAAAGGGACUGAGAUUCAUGAUGCUUUCCGAAUAGUGUAUCCCCAGUGUAAUGUUUGUAACUGAUGUUUGUUAAUUUCUAUGCAUUUUAAUAUUUUUUAAUUAAUGAGCAUUUUAAUAAAUUCAG